Messenger RNA from Erythranthe guttata (spotted monkey flower), 859 nucleotides. Its product is annotated as 50S ribosomal protein L34. The record is from RefSeq and is a predicted model, not a curated record. Lineage: Eukaryota; Viridiplantae; Streptophyta; Magnoliopsida; Lamiales; Phrymaceae.
AUCUAGUCAUCGUGACGUCAUCAAGUAAAAAUCUAAGCGGAGAAUUCGAGCUUAAUGACUGCUCUUUCCAACUCCGGAGCGUUGGCGACGAACCCCCAAAUUCUCUCUUCUCCACCCAAUUUCCGGCCGUACAAUUUCAUCAUUAAACUUUCAUUUCCACCACUUCGCGCGAUUAAUCAAAUCGGAAUUGUUUCACGCCGAUUUACAGCGGUAGCCGCAUCUCCAAUGGCGAGUGAAGAGAGUUCAGUACUCAAAGCAGCUGAUUCCGUGCCCGAUUCUUCAAUCAAGCUCUUGUUUGUUGAAAUGGGCGUCGGCUACGAUCAACACGGGCAGGAUAUUACAUCUGCAGCAAUGCGGGCUUGUAGGGAUGCCAUUUCCUCAAACUCUAUUCCCGCUUUCAGAAGAGGGUCGAUACCUGGCGUUUCAUUUGGUGAGAUGAAACUACAGAUUAAAUUGGGAAUUCCUCGACCGCUCCAGCAUUUGUUGGAUAUUGAGAAGGUCAAGUCAGUUUUCCCUUAUGGAACAAUAUCGAAUGUUGAGAUCGUGGAUGGUGGGCUGAUAUGCUCGAGUGGCGUGCAUGUUGAAGAAAUGGGAGAUAAGAACGAUGACUGUUACAUUGUAAAUGCAGCUGUCUAUGUUGGUUAUUAAAGCUUCGAUGGCAAUCAGACUCAUAAGGUUGGCUUCUCUUCCUUCUUGUACCUCUCUUCAAAUAACAUGUUCAAAGAUGGAUCGUUUCUAAUUUACGUGUAAUAUUACGAUUUGAUGAUUUAUCUUUCUCUUAGAAAUUGCUGCUCUCAUCUAUUUCAAUAUAGAUCUACGAUGACAGAUAACUAGAUUAUAUUUUUGUCGUCGUGGUUCA